GGAGGGGAAGAAGCGGAUGAACAAAAACAACGCGAAGGCGCUGAGCACUCUGCGCCAGAAGAUCCGGAAGCACAACCGCGACUACGAGGGGCUCAUCAGCGCAUACAGACAGAACCCCGAGCAGUCGGCGGAUGAGGAUGAGGAGAAGAAGAGCCGAGACUCCGAGGGCUCUUCCAGCUCGGAGGAUGAGGACGACGAUGGGGUCGGCGCCGCCGCUUUCCUGAAGAAGAAGGAUGGGGGGCGGCCAAAACGAACCGAGGACUCGGAGGACUCGGAGGCGUCGGACUCGGAGGAAUGGGGCUCUUCGGGCUCCGGGACGGAUUCGGAGUCGGAUGAGGAGGAGGGAAAAUACACUUCGCUGGCAUCCAAAUUCCUCAAGAAGGAGGAGGAGAAGAGGGGCGGAGAGCGGCGCCGGGAGGAGAGGAGGAAAAAACCCCACAGACGGAGCCAACGCUGCGAGGAGGAGGAGGAGGAGGAAGGAGAGUGGGAGAGGGUCCGGGGGGGCGCCCCCCUCAUGAAGGAGAAGCCGAAGAUGUUCGCGAAGGGCACCGAAAUCACUCACGCGGUGGUGGUGAAGAAACUCAAUGAGAUCCUUCAGGCGCGCGGAAAGAAAGGCACCGACCGGGCGGCGCAGAUCGAGCUGCUGCAGCUGCUGGUGGGGGUGGCGAAGGAGCACGGCUUGGGGGUCCCCCUGGAGGUGAAGAUCAAAUUCAACAUCAUCGCCUCUCUGUACGACUACAACCCCAACCUGGCCACCUACAUGAAGCCGGAGCUGUGGCAGAAGUGCCUGAGCUGCAUUGAGGAGCUGCUGGACGUCCUCUUCGCCAACCCACACAUCUUCAUCGGGGAGAACGUCCUGGAGGAGAGCGAGAACCUCAGCAACCCCGAGCAGCCGUACCGGGUGCGGGGCUGCAUCCUCACCCUGGUGGAACGCAUGGAUGAGGAGUUCACCAAAAUCAUGCAGAACACCGACCCACAUUCCCAGGAGUACGUGGAGCACCUGAAGGCGGAGGGCUGCGGCUGCAGCGCCCCCUACAGGCGUGGAGGUCCCCAUUCUGCCCCCAUUUGCCCCCAUUUCUGCCCCAUUUUCCCCCCAUUUCUGCCCAUUUUCCACCCAUUUUUCCCCCAUUUCCCCCAAUUUCACCCCAAUAUUCCCCUCUGCUGUCCAUUCUGACCCCCAUUUCCCCUC
Gallus gallus (chicken) is the source of this 1189-nucleotide messenger RNA. RefSeq names its product eukaryotic translation initiation factor 3 subunit C-like. The record is from RefSeq and is a predicted model, not a curated record. NCBI's taxonomy places the organism in Eukaryota, Metazoa, Chordata, Aves, Galliformes, Phasianidae. Gene Ontology annotation, biological process: translational initiation. The transcript is spliced from 10 exons. Gene Ontology annotation, cellular component: eukaryotic translation initiation factor 3 complex. The coding region runs from base 17 to 1174 and encodes 385 amino acids. Gene Ontology annotation, molecular function: translation initiation factor activity; translation initiation factor binding; RNA binding.